AUGCUAUUUCAUGACAAUCCCUACUUGAUCCAGGGCUUCAACACCUUCCUCCCUCCUGGCUAUCGCAUCGAGCUGUCCACCGAUCCGCGCAAUAUGGAUACCAUCACGGUGACAACCCCAAUGGGCAUCAUGACCCAGAACAUCUCAGCCUAUGGCGCCCCUGUGAGGAUCGCUCGGGAGUCUAUGCUACCUGCUCCUGCUGCAAUGAUACCUCCGUCUCAGCAGCCCCCAUUCCCACUAGCCCCACCGCCUGUGCUUCCAGUUGGCAUUGGGAACGGAUCAAGACCGGCUACACCCUCUAGGUUGCUCAGCCACCCUCCCGACUACGGCUUCUCUCCGUCUGCCAUGUAUUCUUCACCUUCGACAGCGUCGCAGACCAACGCGGCGGCAACGUUCCUCAGCAACAGGCAGGGGCAGGAGUCGAUUUUGCCGGGGGAAUUCAAUCAUGCUAUUCAGUUCCUGAAUAAAAUCAAAGUGCGCUAUGAAGAUGACUCUGAAACGUACAAGCAAUUCUUAGAAAUUCUUCACGCUUACCAGAAAGAGCAGAAACAUCUGCAGGACUCGCAAGUCUACGCUCAGGUGCAGAUGCUCUUCAAGGAUGCACCUGAUCUGAUGCAAGAGUUCCGCGACUUUCUGCCCGAGGCGUUCGGGCCCUCUGCGCAGGCAGCGGGCUUGGUUGGCAUUCUGCCUCAGCCUCCGAAUCCUUCCAGUCCCUGGGGACAAGCGGACGGACCUCCGUCGACCUCUGCCGAUAAGGGCACAAAGGCUCCGAGCAGGCGUCGCAAACGCGUUGCUGAGAAGGAUCCUCCUGGUGCACAAAAGGCGGCCGGUGGACGAGUAGUCAAACGAGCGAAGCCGAACCAGAAACCCGAGCCGCAGUCGCCGAAGUUUGCGCCGUUCCCCGCUCCUCCUCCCUCGCCGCCUGCAAAUGUUCCCCAGGGUCAUGUUGUCAUGCCGGGGCCGCAACCGCCUCAACCAGGACAUCCCAAUUUCCUCAACCUCUACCCGCCGCUCCCACCCACGGCAGAUUCCGCAGUUACAUCGAUCGGAAGCACGAGCCAAAACUGGUUCUUUGACCGGACCAGGAGAGCUUUAGAAAGCGGCGGCACAUACGAGGAGUUCCUCAAGCUCUUGAACCUUUUCGCAAGGGACAUCAUCGACACGAAGACACUCAUCGAGCGGGCGGAGAUCUUCUUGGAUGGCGAACUGAUGAGCCAGUUCAAGGAGUUAAUGGGCUGGGACGACAAGGUUGGGCAUGCUGACCAUGGGCCUCCGGGCAGCGUGCGAGUGAACGAAGCAGAUCCCCACAUCGCUCGAUCCCCAGACGAUGGUCAGGGUCCGAGCUACCGACGGCUUCCGGAAAGUGAGAUCCAUUUGGCGUGCUCUGCCCGUGGCCGUUUGGAAUGGUCAGUACUCAACGACGUCUGGGUGUCGCAUCCGACGUGGGCUUCGGAGGAUUCUGGGUUCGUUGCGCACAAGAAGAACUCCUUCGAGGACACCAUCUACCGUAGCGAGGAGGAACGACACGAGUACUCCGUGCACCUGGAGGCACUCUCGCGCACUAUCACCGUCCUCGAUGCUCUAGAUGCGCGGAUAGAGGAGAUGUCGCCUGAGGAGCGUGUGCAGUUCAGGCUCAAGCCGGGUCUCGGCGGGUCAGCCCCUCAGGUGUACGAACGCAUCUUUAGGAAGAUCUACGGACGGGACAACUUCAGGGAGGUAAUGAAGGCGCUACAGGAGUGCCCGAGCGUAGCGGUUCCUGUCGUCCUCAGACGUCUGAAGCAACGCGAUGAGGAAUGGCACCGUGCUCAACGCGAAUGGGGCAAAACAUGGCGGGAGGUGGAUGCGAAGAAUUUCUACAAGGCGCUGGACCACCAGGGCAUCGUCUUCAAGCCGAAUGACAAGAAGAGCAUCACCGCCAAGCAUUUCGUGCAAGACAUCGAGUCGAGCAAGGCUGCGCAGGAAAGGGCCCGCCAGUCUGAGGAGGGCCCAUCCUGGAUUCGAGGCUCGCUCGGUGCCCAGCUCGAGUACGAUUUCGACGACAUCGGUGUUGUGCAAGACUGCCUCAAGCUCGUCUUCUGCUACUUGGAUCAUUCGUCAACGCAGUAUAGUGUGGCGGAGAGGCGAAGCGUCGAGCGCUUCCUGCGCGCAUUUGUCCCUGUCCUCUUCAUGCUUCCGGCUCACGAAUUCAAUGCUGCCUGCGGUCCUGUCGAACCUGGCCAUGAGGACGACCUUGCGGAAGAUCUUGCAGCGAGCGACGGGACAGAUGACCAGGGCAAGGCCAGUCGGGACCGUCAGGGCAGGCGUCCUCAGUCUACGGGCGUAUCCGCGGGCGAUUUGAGGAAGAGAUUGCUGAAGACAGCCCAGGAAAGAUCACCCAGGAGUAGUCCUCUGGCGCUCUCGGUCAAGUCUGGCGCUUUGACGAGAUCAGCUUCACCGGCCCCGAGCGACGGUCCGUCGACAACCAACAAGGGCAAGAGCUCACGGUUGAAUAGGGAGCUUGACCACGACGAACCGGACUCCGCUCUUCCCGAAGAUAUCUGGCUGCAGGAAGCGGUACUGCACUCCGGGGUUCAGGCGGGGGCGGAGACGGUGACGAGACGACCAUUCUUCGCCAACACGACAUUCUACACAUUAUUGCGGCUAAUGCAGCUGCUCUAUUCGCGUCUGAACAUGUGCAAGCAGAUUGGCGCGCAGAGUGCCGCUGAAAAACACUCUUCGCUGCUCGCUAAUCCCGUCGCGGUCCAAAUGGGACUGGACGAGCCGAAUGGGCCUGCAACUGUAUUGGCACAAGCGGCCGAAGCGUUGGGUGAGGCUCGUUCGGGAGAAGAACCCAAUGUGCUAUACUUGUAUCUGCUGGAUGCCUGUGAGAAGUUUUUUGACAACGAACUGGACCUGGCGACCUUCGAGGAGCACAUGCGGUGGUUCUUUGGCGCGAAGGCCUACCACCUCUCUACCCUGGAUAAGGUGAUGACCGCUAUCAUCAAACAGGUGCAGACCGUCGUUGGCGAUAACAAGUGCCAGGAAUUGUGGUACUUGCUGCAGCGGGCGCGAGGCGCCGACACGAUUACGGCCCAUGACACCAUCCGUUAUAGAAGAGAGGCUGAGCAACACGUUGGAUCAGAUGAUAACCUCUACCGGUUCGAUUGGGACGCAGAUGCGAAGAAGCUCUCUGUUCAACUGUUGGGCGCGACGGAUCCGAGCAUAGAGGAAGCCAAGUCGCCGGCGGGGCGAUGGCAGGAGUAUGUCGCGACGUACGUAACUGAGCAUCCGACAGAGUGGGUGCCUGCGGGGCGGGCGAAGAACAAGCCACUCUUUUUGCGAAGGUGCUUGAUGGACGCCGCCGAAGACGGCGAGGCUGUGCACGAGGAGCGGGGGAUGCGGGCGCACGUGCACGCGGGGACGUACCAGCUGGUGUACGGGGCGGGGGGCGAGGACGGGCUGUGGCGGGUGCGGGCGGGGGACGAGGAGGCGACGCUGCAGCGGCGGGGGCGGGGGCGGCAGGAGGAGCGGAGGCGCUGGCUCGGGCGGCAGGUGCUGGGGGCGUGGGAGAGCGGGCCUAUGUAUAGGGCAUAG
Messenger RNA from Rhodofomes roseus, 3573 nucleotides. RefSeq lists its product as uncharacterized. Bases 1 to 3573 code for a protein of 1190 amino acids. NCBI's taxonomy places the organism in Eukaryota, Fungi, Basidiomycota, Agaricomycetes, Polyporales, Fomitopsidaceae. Gene Ontology annotation, biological process: negative regulation of transcription by RNA polymerase II. Gene Ontology annotation, cellular component: chromatin; Sin3-type complex. The transcript has 9 exons. The record is from RefSeq and is a predicted model, not a curated record. Gene Ontology annotation, molecular function: transcription corepressor activity.